CCUGCUCCACUGGGCGCCCCCACCCCCACCCGCCCCUCCCAGAGGGCUUCCCCGGAGAAUCCCCCAGGCUCUCGCGGGCGCCGUAGGGGUGGGGCAGCUCUGACGGACAGAGCGGGGUGCAGGCUGGGCCGGCGGCUGGGUCCGUGACCGCGGCGGCUGUGCGGGCUCCUGGUGCGCCCACGGCGGGGACGCCCAGGUGCCGGCGCCGUGCGGGCGACAAGCGCGUCUCUGCGGGGCUGCGCGGGGUCCGCGGAGCGGCUGGGGGCGCGCGGCGCGGGCGCGGCGCUGGGCGCGGGGGGCGCUCCCGGCCGGGAUGAGCUCACCGCAGUCGCGCCGGGGCUGAGCGCCGAGCCGGGCGGCGGCGGGGCGGGCGGCGGCUCCUCGGCGGCUCCGCGGCGGAGCCGGGCCGCGGGCCACCAUGCUGGGCCUGGACGCGUGUGAGCUGGGGGCGCAGCUGCUGGAGCUGCUCCGGCUGGCGCUGUGCGCCCGAGUCCUCCUGACCGACAAGGAGGGGAGACAGCUGUCGCCCGACGAGGCACUGGAUGAGGCCGUGCCUGAUUACCGGGCCCCGGGGAGGAAGAGCCUCCAGGAGAUCCAGCAGCUGGACCCUGAUGACGAGAGCCUGGUCAAGUACAAGCGGGCACUGCUGGGGCCCCUGCCACCCCUCGUGGACCCGAGCCUGCCCAAUGUGCAGGUGACCAGGCUGACGUUGAUGUCUGAGCAGGCUCCAGGGCCCAUCACCAUGGACCUCACAGGGGAGCUGGCUGCGCUGAAAAACCAGGUGUUUGUCCUGAAGGAGGGUGUGGAUUACAAAGUGAAGAUUACCUUUAAGGUCAAUAAGGAGAUCGUCAGUGGCCUCAAGUGUCUGCAUCACACCUACCGCCAGGGCCUGCGUGUGGACAAGGCGGUGUACAUGGUGGGCAGUUAUGGCCCUAGCGCCCAGGAGUAUGAGUUUGUGACCCCGGUGGAGGAGGUGCCUCGAGGAGCCUUGGUGCGGGGUGCCUACGUGGUCACGUCCUUCUUCACUGACGAUGACAGGACAGACCACAUGUCCUGGGAGUGGGGCCUCCACAUCUGCCAAGACUGGAAGAGCUGAACGUCCCCUACCCCGGGGGCUGUCCUCAGCCCACCUGGGGUCCUUGUUUCCCCUGCCCCUGCAGUCAGUGACCACACCCCCACACCCUCUGCUCCGGUCCUGGGACACCCCCUUCCUGGGCUGGCACUGUGCCCUGAACAGUCCUAUUAAACGUCACCUUGUCUCGGU
This is a messenger RNA of Neofelis nebulosa (Clouded leopard), 1264 nucleotides long. RefSeq names its product Rho GDP dissociation inhibitor gamma (gene ARHGDIG). Gene Ontology annotation, cellular component: cytosol; membrane; cytoplasm. The record is from RefSeq and is a predicted model, not a curated record. Lineage: Eukaryota; Metazoa; Chordata; Mammalia; Carnivora; Felidae. Gene Ontology annotation, biological process: Rho protein signal transduction. The coding region runs from base 419 to 1096 and encodes 225 amino acids. The transcript is spliced from 6 exons. Gene Ontology annotation, molecular function: Rho GDP-dissociation inhibitor activity; protein binding.